UCUGGCGCUCCGAUGACAACGAUUUGAACGGAACUUGGCGCCAGAUUCUACCGAAUCUGUGGAUAUUACACAUAUGUACACACGAGUUAAUAUUAUGUUAAGAACGUAUAAGUCACGAACACGUGGCGGUUAACUAUUAACUAAAAAAAACAUUUUUCAUUUUCAUUUUUCAUGCUAACCGUUCAUUCGCAUCAGUAUGAUUUGUUAUGGUUUUAAAUCAGUGUUAACAGAUUGAGGAAUUAUAAAAUUUAUAAGUCCGAUUAUAUCAUUUUUAAUAAAGUAAAGAGUAGAUAUACAAUUAAAUAAGUAACGUUCAAAAUUAAUGUUAUUUUUAUUUAUUUACUCAAGUCGGUUAUUGUAUUUAUGUAUCAGUCAAAAAAUAACAAUAAAUCAUGACGCAAUACUUAAAAUUUUUCAUAAUUAAUUUAUUAUUAAUUUCAAUUGAUUAUUUAUCUGUAAGUGGGAUGAAUAAUGAAAGUAAGUUUAUAGCAACAAAUGAAUGGCAGACUGUAAAGAAAGGCCAGCCAAUACCUAGUGGGCUUCAUAUUAGAUAUAAUUUUGAAACAAAAGUAACAGAAGCUAAAUUAAUGGAUAAAGAUGAGAAUGACAAUAAAUCACCCAGUUCAUUAGCGAUUCACCCAGAAGCAUUAGUAAAUGAUGAAGAUGAUAUUUCAGUUCAUAAUAAUGAACAGCAUAGUAAACUAAAAAUAUCUCUAGAAGAAUUAAAAACACGCCUAAAAAAAAUAAAAACAGAUGCUAACAAUAAUAUGAAUCAGGCUGAAGAUACCGAAAAAAAAUAUCGCAGCUACGAAGAGUUAAAGGAUGAAUUGAAAUCUAUUGAUAUGAAUAUUACAACUGACUCAGAAAUAAUGAUUGAUCUUUUUGAACGUUUCAAAAUAUAUGACCAUUCAUUAACUAGUGGAGCUCUUCAAAGUACUGAGGUUGAAGAUAUUUUGCAGAUAUUUAAUGAUUUAGAAUAUUUACUUCAUCAAAUAGACAUUGGACAAUUAUUUGCUGAUAUGGAAGGGAUGUCAAAAAUAAUUUCACCAUGCUUGAAUACAACAAAUGACGAUUUAAAAAUAGAAGCAUUAAGAGUACUUGGAACUGCUGUACAAUUAAAUCCAAAAGUUCAACAAAAAGCUUUAAAUAAUGAUUUAGUACAAAAGCUUUUACAUUUAUUAUCAGUAAAUAAUAAACCAUUAGUACGAUCAAGAUGUUUAUUUGCGUUAGGAGCAUUAAUAAGACAAUUCCCCUCAGCACAAAAGGCAUUUAUUGAUCACGGAGGACUAGAAAUAUUUGGAAAAAUUUUAGAAAACGAUUUGUUGCAAACUCAAUUUAGAGCAAUUAAGCUGAUCACUGAUUUAGCAAUAGAAAGAGAACUUAUAAAUAAGACUGAAGAUGAAGGACUUCGCUUGAGAAAAGUUCAAGAGUAUAAAAAAACUAAUUUCGAACAAAAACUGAUAUUACAUAAUUAUUGUAAAUAUUUAUCGAGUAUUGUACAAAAAAAUUUUAUACAUGAUGAUAUUUCUCUCGAUUCUUCGAUGGAAAUGAAUGAGUUUCUUCAGGUAGUACUCGAAAAUAUGAUUGUUUUAUGUCCUGUUUGUAAAGAUGAAUUUCGUAAUCAUGAGCAUAGACUUUCUACAACAUUUAGUGAAAUAAUUAAUUACUAUAAUAAAAUGAAAAAUUCUAAAAUUUGGCAAGAAAAUGAAAUGCUUGAGAAUAAUUUAGAACAACUAUCAAAAUUACAAAAACUAAUUUUUGAAGAUUUUCAUGAUGAACUAUAAUUUGCUAUAAAAAUCUCAUCUAAUGUAAAUAUGAUUUUAAAAAAUUCUUAUUGAGUUAAAACACUACGUCGUUAUAACACUCUAAUUGUACAUAAAAGUAAAAAGUCUUACAAAUUAUUUUUCAAGUUGUGAUUAUAAUACAUUUUAUUUACAAAUCAAUUUUACAAAUGUAUAUUUGACUGUAAGCAUUGAAUUAUAAUUUACUUAUAAAUUAUCACUUAUUUUUACAACUUAAUUAGUAACUACUUACAUUUAAGAAAAAAAAAUUAAAUCCUUAUUUUUUUUAGAUUGUGAAAAUGUACUCUUAAACAAAUCAUUUUUUGUUUUUUUAUUUGAGACAGUAUCAACAGUUUAUAUUAUCCCAAUAAUACUAUAGAUAAACCUGUUAUCUUAUUUACUUGGACUACAAAAAAAGAUCAAAAACAGUGAUUAAUGCUAAAUUUUCUUUGUCCAAAAAUAUAAUCAUUUAUUAAUAUUUCUUUUUUUAAUAUUCAAUUGAUUUGUAGAGUGCUAAUUUCCUCCAGUACAAUGUAUCACUGGUUUUAGUGAUAAGUUCAUUGAUAUAAACUAUGCAAGUAAUUAACAAUAUAUUGUGAUUAAUUGAGAAAUUAUUAUCUCGAAAAAUAAACAACAGAUAUUUUUUACUAUCAAAUAUUUCAUUUUAUAUACUAAAUUAUUUCAAAAAAUUUUACAUUGAUCUUAAUUCGUUGCGUAGAAAAAAAUUUUUUUUUUUAAAUAUAAGAAUUUUAAUCUCAAUGGAAUAAUUAUAUUUCUUCUAUAUUUAUAUAUAAGUAAAGAGAUAUUAAAAAAUGAUACAAAAUUAUGCAACGAAAAUCAGUAUUUCUAGAUAUAACUUUGAAUAAUAAAAUUUAAUUUAAAUAAUAAUUUCAAAAUCUUAGAAAAUAAACUCAUGAGUAAGACUUCUAUAAAAAAAA
Messenger RNA from Cotesia glomerata, 2719 nucleotides. RefSeq names its product nucleotide exchange factor Sil1 (gene Sil1). The record is from RefSeq and is a predicted model, not a curated record. The transcript is spliced from 4 exons. Lineage: Eukaryota; Metazoa; Arthropoda; Insecta; Hymenoptera; Braconidae. The coding region runs from base 393 to 1784 and encodes 463 amino acids.